AUGAACACUUCGAACAAGGAAUUGAAAUCCCAGGAAAAGACAGAACCAGUUCUACAUCAUGACACAAAGGACCUCAAUGCUGAAUCAUCAGAAAUCAUCUCAGAGGCUGUGGCGGCUCCCCCUGGUCUGGUUCAACACUAUGAGGAACCCGAAGCGGCAGCUACGGACGACCACACUGACCACUCCAUAGAGCUUGUUGGUGGCUCACAGACAUUCUUCCCGACGUUUGCGAACCUCUUCGAACCCCGCCAGCAAAAUAACUUUAGACUCGGCUUCAAUAAUCAAGAAGGAGCUUACAGUCAAAGGCCAAAUUCAUACAGAUCUCUUCUAAACUAUCCUCUAUUCGGAGGUUACAACAGAAACGUAGAUAACUUCGGUAAACAGAGCACCCCCACGGCAGCCCCACUCGUUGAAGCGAGCUCCAGUUUGCUCGGCUCAGGGAACUUUGGAAUCAUCAGAGGUGGAACAUUCUUUGCUCAGAACGAUGAAGAUGAAUUUGGCGAUGGAUACAAUUCCUACUACAAUAAUGGUCACGGCAGACCCUCUUACGAACUCGGCUAUAUCGCUAACCCCAGACCGAAUUACAACCAAGACCAAUUUGCUAACUUUAGAGAUUUCGCCGACAUCAAUACUCCUUCUAACUCCGCCUACUCCCACUACGUUGUAGUCUAUGCGAACAAAAACUCGACGAUGGACGAAAUUAGCGAAGAGACAAGGAGAGUGGUAUCCAAGCCUAAGAACAUUAUUGAGACGCUAGAGCGAAUUGACAAAACUACAAGCGCACCAAAGUUAUCGAAAGCCAAAUCAAAAUUGGAAGCGACGAAGCAAAAAAUGUUAAACAAAAAAGAGCAAUGGAAGAAAACUAACUCAAAAUUCGUCAGCCAAAAACAUGAUGCAGAAGAACCUUUAUUAGCGUUAAGUUAAUUUAGUGCAAAUACAAAGACUUGCGUAAUGUAAGUGAUAGAAGUUCCAUUAGUGAAGAGUUUGUGUGACAAGCGCAGUCGCACGCCGAGUGUGAUGAUAGGGAGUUCGCUGUCUAAAUUUAAUUAUAGUUAAUUGUAAGUUUGUGGACAAAUCGUGUAAAUGUUCGGUGCACAUGUGACGGAUGGUUGGAAACGUUUGAUGUAAAUGUAUAAUAAUAAUGACGAAUAAUAAAUUAAUUUUUAAAUAUAAA
Molecule: messenger RNA, 1174 nt
Organism: Helicoverpa zea (corn earworm)
Lineage: Eukaryota; Metazoa; Arthropoda; Insecta; Lepidoptera; Noctuidae
Exons: 2
Coding region: 1-924 (307 amino acids)
Source: RefSeq, a predicted model, not a curated record